This is a messenger RNA of Mixia osmundae IAM 14324, 258 nucleotides long. RefSeq lists its product as uncharacterized. The transcript is spliced from 2 exons. The record is from RefSeq and is a predicted model, not a curated record. The coding region runs from base 1 to 258 and encodes 85 amino acids. Lineage: Eukaryota; Fungi; Basidiomycota; Mixiomycetes; Mixiales; Mixiaceae.
AUGGUUCAGGACUUUGCAAAAAUCAGUCGGGUCGCACCAGAGGGUGUCACAGCCACGGUCACACAAGGAAAUUUCUACGUCGAGUGGACAAUGAGCACUGUCAACGAGGGAAUCGAAGAGACCAUUAUGUUUGACAUUUACUAUAUCCGUCACUACAUCGUGAGCGCCAAGAGGGUCGGCGCCACCAAGGGAACCGUCUCAGGCUAUGCCGAUUGGGCGCUGAUCUGCAACAACGUCAAGGUCCACCAGCUCGAUUAA